Molecule: messenger RNA, 2217 nt
Organism: Serinus canaria (Common canary)
Lineage: Eukaryota; Metazoa; Chordata; Aves; Passeriformes; Fringillidae
Gene: PHOSPHO2
Product: phosphatase, orphan 2
Exons: 3
Coding region: 912-1637 (241 amino acids)
Molecular function (GO): phosphatase activity
Source: RefSeq, a predicted model, not a curated record
CAUUGUGCUUUUGGCAGUACAAUGACCUGACGAAGAUCUCUUUCUUUUUGAAGGAAAUACUCAUCUAAAACAUCCUUUUCUUUCCAAUUAUUUGCUGUGCAGAGGGAAGAUAAAAUACAAAGGUUACUUGGUACCAGAAAAUCCAGUAAUCAAAUGUGUAUCAGGAUUUGAAUGCUGGCAUGAUAACAAUACUAAGUUAUCCGUAGUGUUACUUAGUCUCCCAUCCCUAAACCCCAGAGCUAAGACAAGGUAUCUGUAUCUGUAGUCUACCUAUGACCAGUGCAUGUACUUGGACAGGCACUGACUGCCUGGACUGUUGGUACGUGCCCUCGCCUGUUUGUAUGUAUGUGUGUGGGUUUGGCUUGUAGUAACACACUUCCCAGGCAGUACUUGGGCAUGAUUCUUAGAACAGCAGGGAGCAGAGACCAUUCCCAAUAUGAAAAGGAGAAUAUUGGUAAAGCCAUUCUGCUGGCUGGAUGAGACAGCAGCUUGGGCACACACUAUGCCUUACUACCAUGCCCUGCAUACUCAUCAUGUUUACUAAAAUAGUUCUGUUGUAGAACAGUUUUUGAUUUGUUGGCAAGACUAGGAUUUCUUUGUUGCAUUAGGCCCACAUACACAUGUGCAAGCAUAAAUGCAGCUUUUCUAGUUGAUGUCUAUGUUUUGUGAUAUGCUCUUUCAAGUGUCACCACCGUUUUUUGAAGGGAGGGGCACUCUGUACCGAGUGGUGCUCUGUAGAAAUGGUGUGAUUUGCAGCAGACUGACAGGCCAUGUCUGAAAGGUGAAGACAGCCUCACCAGAAGUAAAGGCGCACUGAUGCGGCUGCGCCCUGCAGGCAGGACUCUGCCAAACCCCUCGUUCUUCCCCAGCUGCUGCCCCUGGAGGUUACUGGACCUGCGCUGCGUUCAGCUAUGAAAUUUCUGUUGGUUUUUGAUUUUGACCAUACAAUCAUAGAUGAAAAUAGUGACACCUGGAUUGUGAAAUGUGCUCCUGAAAGAAAACUUCCUAAUGGAUUAAGAAACUCUUACCAACCAGGACAUUGGACAGAAUAUAUGGGCAGAGUCUUUGUCUACUUGGGAGACAAUGGUGUCAAAGAAGAUGAGAUGAAAAGAACUAUGACAACAAUUCCUUUCACUGCGGGAAUGAUAGAUCUUCUGGGAUUUAUUGGCAAGAACAAGGAGUUGUUUGAUUGUAUAAUUGUUUCAGAUUCUAAUACAGUAUUUAUUGACUGGAUUUUGAAAGCUGCUGACUUCCAUAAAGUGUUUGAUGAAGUGUUUACAAACCCUGCAGCAUUCAGCAGUACUGGCUAUCUUACUGUACAGCACUUCCAUGCUCACCAUUGUGCAAAGUGCCCUAAAAACCUUUGCAAAAGGAAAGUUUUAAAAGAAUUUCUAGAUAAACAGUUGGAGCGAGGAGUGAGUUAUACACAAGUUAUAUAUAUAGGUGAUGGUGGGAAUGACUUAUGUCCAGUAAUGUUUUUGAAGAAGAAUGAUAUUGCUAUGCCCAGGCAGGGGUAUACCUUGGAGAAAAGGAUUUCUCAAUUGGCCCAAAGUCUCAGUCCUGUACAGUGUUCUGUUCUGGUUUGGUCAUCUGCAAUUGACAUUAUGUCUUACCUGAAAUUACUUAUAAAGGAAUGAUUCAAAUGAUAAAAGGAAACUGAUGCAGUUACAUUUUAACUUCUUGGGAGAGAAAACCUGCAUGUGUAUAAAAGCUCAAAAUUGUAAAAUUGGACUAUUAUCUGAAAUUAUGGGGUUUUUAGCCACAACAUAUAACUCUUUAUGUUCAAACCUGGUGAUAAUGGGAAAGUGCAGUAAAAAAGGCCUUCUAGAUUCCUAUGUAAGUGGAGAAGGGGUGUUGGGACAGGACUUGUCAUUAGUUUUUGGCUACUCCCUCCCCUCCAACCCUUUACAAGUAUAUAGCUGAUAUAUACUUGCAAUCCCACACACUUAGGGGAAGAGUAGGAUUCCUGUUCAAAAGAAUGAAAUUCUUUAUUAGAAAACAUUAGGCACCAGGAGCAGGAGCAUGGUUCUAGAGCUGCUGGCUUUUAUACUACUUUGAUCUGGUUGGCAAAUUAUUUGCUUGUAAUCUUGUUUAAUUCAAAGAUGCAUUUAUAUUUUCAAUCGAUUAUUUUACCAAACAAAAUUACUUUUUAAUACUUUGUAUUAUCUUGUAUUGUAAAGACAAUAAAAGUUGCUGUCAUUGACAAAUGCAACAUAA